GGAGCCCGUGCCGCGUCCUGCGCUGCCAACGUUGGCCCCGCCGCUGAGCAAUUGCUAGGACCUUGGGCGAUCCCGAGAGGAGCCGGGGCUCCUCUCCCGAACAAUAGCCGACCGACCCUCCCCCCCUAGCGCGGUGCGCAGCGGCGGCUCGAUGCCUCCCCGGGCUCGGGUGCAGAGCGCAGCCCCCCGGGCGCCCCGAAGGCGCACGCCGGGCGGCGGCAGCGGCGGCGGCAGCGACACGGGCACGGCCGAGCUGGCUGCUGGGUGGCAGCGCGGCUCGCGCUCUGCACCCGAGCGGCUGCUGCUGCUGCUGGCGGCGGCCGCGGCGCUCCUGCCGGGGCCCGGAGUGCACGGACGCGCCGCCGAGGAGGAGGAGGAGCUGGUGCUGCCGACGCUCGAGCGAGUCCCCGCGCCCGGGACCACGCGACUCCGCCUGGACGCCUUCGGCCGCCAGCUGCGCCUGGAGCUGCAGCCCGAUCGCGGCUUCCUGGCCCCCGGCUUCACGCUCCAGACCCUGGGGGGAACCCCCGGGCCCGCCGCGGCCGACCCCGACCCCGACCUCGCCGGCGACCUGGCGCACUGCUUCUACUCGGGCACGGUGAACGGCGACCCCGGCUCGGCGGCGGCGCUAAGCCUGUGCCAGGGCGUGCGCGGCGCCUUCUACCUGCAGGGCGAGGAGUUCUACAUCCAGCCCGCGCCCGCCGCCGCCACCGUGCGCCUGGCCGCCUCCGCCGCGGCCGGGGACGAGGCCCCGCAGCAGCCCCAGUUCCAUCUCCUGCGGCGGAAGCGGCGGGGAGGCGGGGGCGCCAAGUGCGGGGUCGUGGACGAAGACAUCCAGCCCGCGAGGGGCUCCGGGCCGCAGGGCGACGCCCCCGACACUCCGUGGUCGCCGCGGGAUGGGGCACCCCCGCACGCCGGGCACGCCGCAGGAACAGGAAGCAUACGAAAGAAGCGAUUUGUGUCCAGUCCCCGCUACGUGGAAACCAUGCUCGUGGCCGACCAGUCCAUGGCCGAGUUCCAUGGCAGUGGCCUGAAGCACUACCUUCUCACCUUGUUCUCCGUGGCAGCCAGGUUGUACAAACACCCCAGUAUCCGUAAUUCCGUCAGCCUGGUGGUGGUCAAGAUCCUGGUCAUCUAUGAGGAGCAGAAGGGGCCGGAAGUGACCUCCAACGCUGCCCUCACGCUGCGCAACUUCUGCAACUGGCAGAAACAGCACAACCCGCCCAGCGACAGGGACCCGGAGCACUAUGACACGGCCAUUCUUUUCACCCGACAGGAUCUGUGCGGGGCCCAAACAUGCGAUACCCUGGGCAUGGCUGACGUAGGCACCGUGUGUGACCCCAGCCGCAGCUGCUCUGUUAUCGAAGAUGACGGCUUACAGGCUGCCUUCACCACAGCUCAUGAAUUAGGUCACGUGUUCAACAUGCCACAUGACGAUGCCAAGCAGUGUGCCAGCAUUAACAGUGUCACCCAGGGUUCCCACAUGAUGGCCUCGAUGCUUUCCAAUCUGGACCGGAGCCAGCCAUGGUCUCCUUGUAGUGCCUCCAUGAUCACCUCUUUUCUGGAUAACGGUCAUGGUGAAUGUUUGAUGGACAAGCCGCAGAACCCCAUACAGCUCCCCUCGGAUCUCCCUGGGACCUUGUAUGAUGCCAACCGGCAGUGCCAGUUUACGUUUGGGGAUGAGUCCAAGCACUGCCCGGAUGCAGACAGCAUGUGCAUGACACUCUGGUGCACGGGCACCUCCGGUGGGUCGCUGGUGUGCCAAACCAAACACUUCCCUUGGGCAGAUGGCACCAGCUGCGGAGACUGGAAAUGGUGCCUCAACGGCAAGUGUGUGAAUAAGACCGACAAGAAGCAUUUCGAGACUCCGGUGCAUGGAAGUUGGGGGCCGUGGGGGCCCUGGGGAGAUUGUUCCAGAACGUGUGGGGGCGGAGUGCAGUAUACCGUGCGGGAGUGUGACAACCCCAUCCCGAAGAACGGAGGCAAGUACUGCGAAGGCAAGCGCAUGCGCUACAGAUCCUGCAACAUCGAGGAGUGCCCAGACAGCAAUGGAAAAACCUUUAGGGAAGAGCAGUGCGAGGCACACAACGAGUUCUCCAAAGCAUCCUUCGGGAGUGGCCCGCCUGUGGAGUGGACCCCCAAAUAUGCCGGCGUCUCCCCGAAGGACAGAUGCAAGCUGAUCUGUCAGGCGAAAGGCAUUGGCUAUUUCUUCGUCCUGCAGCCCAAGGUUGUAGAUGGUACUCCAUGCAGUCCAGACUCCACCUCAGUGUGCGUGCAAGGACAAUGUGUCAAAGCUGGUUGUGACCGCAUCAUCGACUCCAAGAAGAAGUUUGAUAAGUGCGGUAUUUGUGGAGGAAAUGGAUCCACGUGCAAGAAAAUAUCGGGCUCUGUUACCAGUGCCAAACCCGGCUAUCACGAUAUCGUCACAAUUCCAACCGGAGCCACGAAUAUUGAAGUGAAACAGCGGAACCAGCGGGGAUCCAGAAACAACGGCAGCUACCUGGCCAUCCGGGCCGCAGACGGCACGUACAUCCUGAACGGCGACUUCACCCUGUCCACCCUGGAGCAAGACAUCACGUACAAAGGGAGCGUGUUGAGAUACAGCGGCUCCUCCGCCGCGCUGGAGAGGAUCCGCAGCUUCAGCCCGCUCAAGGAACCGCUCACCAUUCAGGUCCUCACCGUGGGCAACGCCCUGCGGCCGAAAAUCAAGUACACCUACUUCGUGAAGAAGAAGAAGGAGUCGUUCAACGCCAUCCCGACGUUCUCCGAAUGGGUCAUCGAAGAGUGGGGCGAGUGUUCCAAGUCCUGUGGCCAGGGUUGGCAGAGGAGAUUGGUGGAGUGCCGAGACCUCAACGGCCAGCCAGCGUCCGAGUGUGCCAAGGAGGUGAAACCCGCCAGCACGCGGCCUUGCGCCGAUGUGCCUUGCCCGCGCUGGCAGCUGGGCGACUGGUCGCCGUGCUCCAAGACUUGUGGGAAGGGUUACAAGAAGAAAACCCUCAAGUGUCUGUCCCACGACGGGGCCGUGCUGGCCCCCGACAGCUGUGAUCCUCUGAAGAAACCCAAACAUUACAUCGACUUCUGCACCCUGGCCGAGUGCAGUUAGGCGCGUCGGGAAUGGUGGGCGUGGCAGGGCCGAAGCACUGAACUCAACCAGACUUGAGGGGGCCCAGUGAACGCCCCCACCCGUGACCCAGUCAGUGAUCACCCGAGCUGUGUUGGCGAUGUGGGGGGAGUAUGUCGGUUGCUUGGAAAGAAGUUAGAACAUCAAGGCAUCCUGCCAGUUACACAGGUGGGGGAAGGGUAGGGUAGGGUAGGGAAGGAGGAAUUAUUACUCUCUGAGCAAUGCUAUAGCAAGAUAAGCCCCCCAGCUCCCCACCCCUGGGCAUUAUUAUUCUUUCUUUUGUUACAUCUAUGACAAGUUAAAAAAAAUAGGAACAAUGGUCAAACAUAGAUUUAAGUAAUUGCUAUGCUAUUAUCCCUGUUUCCUGGUACCGAUUAAAUCCUUUUUUUUUUUUUAAUAAUUUUGUAUCCUGGGGGUUGGAAAAUGAUGAAAAGCAGAGGAGAUUUUUAAUCUUGGGCUUACUUUACCUCACUGACCAUGGAGAUGGGAAGGAGCACACGUAGGUUGGUGACUGACCGCCGUGGUUUUCAGAGAAGGUGCUGUCCAGCCGUCCAACAGAACUCAGGAUUCUCCAGCAUGACAAGGAGGCUGUGGGCACGUCCGAUGCUCCCAGUUUUGCCUGAUCGGGCUGUGCUUGGGUCCUCAUGUGAGUUCAUUUUUGACAUGGGAACAAUGCCACGUAGUUGUCAAAGGGUAGUCAGUCUCCACGGAGAAAAAAGCAGGGGUGUAUCAGGAGAAAACUGACAUGGAGUAUGCUCUGUAUUUCUGACCUUUUCUUUCCUCCUUCUGGAAGCCUCCUUAGGGACAUGGGUGUCAACAACCGACAGUGGGUGUCUCCAGAGGGGAAGCUCACAUGAGAGUGACGUCGUGCCAGCACCAGAUUGGCGGGUGCAGGGCAGAGUCCCUGGUGUGGGGGUCAGUGAGAUCGCUUAGCUGGAGAUUGGCGGGGUUCCUGAGGGGAGCUGGCCCUUCCCAGGCAUCUGGCCCCAUAGUCGUAUCCUGGUGAAUGUCUGUUCAGCUCUUCUACCACGAGAGAAUACGACUUUCCAUAUGUAGAUAGUAAACAAUGUUACUAUAGUUGCUAUGUACUUCAUAAGUAUUGGUUUGUGUCUUCCUUCUGAGAAGGACUAUAGUUUGUAAUAAAUGCCUAUGAUAACAUAUUUAUUUUUAUACAUUUCUUUCUAAUGAUAAAACCUUUAAGUUAUCGCUUUUGUAAAAGAGCAUAUAAAAAUAGAGUAUUUAUACAAUAUAUGCUACUAGAAAUAAUAAAAGAACACUU
Molecule: messenger RNA, 4400 nt
Organism: Sorex araneus (European shrew)
Lineage: Eukaryota; Metazoa; Chordata; Mammalia; Eulipotyphla; Soricidae
Gene: ADAMTS1
Product: ADAM metallopeptidase with thrombospondin type 1 motif 1
Exons: 9
Coding region: 152-3103 (983 amino acids)
Biological process (GO): proteolysis; extracellular matrix organization
Cellular component (GO): extracellular matrix
Molecular function (GO): zinc ion binding; metalloendopeptidase activity
Source: RefSeq, a predicted model, not a curated record